CUCGCGUCAAUCCCGCUGCGCAACUUCUGUAGGCUGGCAGACUUCCUUCAAUAUUAUUUCUGGGGAGCAGGGUAAAAGUACUAAAAAAUGUUGCCGCUCCACAACACCGGGACGGACUGAAUGGAGGCGACGUUGUCCGCGAGCGGAGAUUAAUAAACCCCUCUACGGUGCACGCGACACACACUGGUAAGCAGAAAUAAACGAGUGGCUUGUUGAGUUCUCCGUAAACGUGCAGCCCUCGGCCUCCCCAUGCCUCCAUCUCCCCUUGACGACAGAAUUGUGGUGGCGCUGCCAAGGCCGAUCCGACCUCAGGAACUCCAACUGCGCCUGGACACCAGCUACCUGGAUACCAUUUCCAGCAGCAGCAGCAGCGACACAGUCAUCAGCACCACCGUGGUGAAGAUCCGGGCGACGGCCAAUCUUGUGACGUAUAUGCCCUCAUCCAAGGGCUCCACGCGCUCGUUGUCGUGUGGAUGUAGCAGUGCCAGCUGCUGCUCUGUGACCACCUAUGAGAAGGACAGCCCGAGCCUCAGCCACAGCCAGGUGAGCGCCAGCAGCCCCAACCUCAGCUAUGCCGGGCCCCCCACUCCAAUGGUCAGCAACCAUGAAGCGAUAAGCGCCCCCAGCCUCACUCCGGGCACCCCAAAGGCAUCUGUAAGGAUCAUCCACCCCAAUGAGCUGGCUAAACGGAUGACCUGCUGCCCCAUGGGACAUCCUAUAGGACCCUUGCCGGUCAUUAUAGACUGCCGGCCCUUCAUGGAGUACAACAAGAGCCACAUCCGCGGGGCAGUGCACAUCAACUGCUCCGACAAGAUCAGCCGCCGGCGGCUGCAGCAGGGUAAGAUCACUGUGCUGGACCUCAUCUCCUGCCGUGAGGGCAAGGACUCUUAUAAGGGCAUCUUCUCCAAAGAGAUUGUGGUUUAUGAUGAGAGCACCAUGGACCCCAACCGCCUCACGUUCUCUCAGCCGCUGCACGUCGUUCUGGACUCCCUGAGGAGGGAGGGCAAAGACCCCAUAGUCCUUAAAGGAGGCCUUAGCUGCUUCAGGCAGAGCCACGAGAAUCUGUGCGAGCACUCUCUUCACCUUCACGAGGGCUUGGACUCCGGUGCAGCUGCUGGCCUGACGGGGGCGCUACCUCACUCUCUGCCCUCCACCCCGGACAUUGAGAAUGCAGAGCUGACACCCAUCCUACCCUUCCUCUAUCUGGGGAACGAGCAAGAUGCUCAGGACAUCAACAUGCUGCAGCGCUACAACAUUGGCUACAUCCUCAACGUGACCACCCACCUGCCGCUCUACCACUAUGACACGGGCCUGUUCAUCUACAAACGCCUCCCUGCCACCGACAGCAACAAGCAGAACCUGCGCCAGUACUUUGAAGAGGCGUUUGAGUUCAUAGAGGAAGCACAUCAAGCAGGUAUGGGCCUCCUGAUCCACUGCCAGGCAGGCGUGUCCCGAUCAGCCACUAUUGUGAUUGCCUACCUGAUGAAGCACACCUGGAUGACCAUGACGGACGCCUACAAGUUUGUCAAAACUAGGAGGCCCAUCAUCUCUCCGAACCUCAACUUCAUGGGCCAGCUGCUUGAGUUUGAGGAGGACCUCAACAACGGAAUUACGCCACGAAUCCUCACGCCAAAGCUGUCGGGUGUGGAAACAGUAGUGUAAAGAGAAACCAUUCGAAUCGAGGCUCACAUUUUUUAAUCACUCUCAUUGCUUUUCGAGAGGUUCGACUGCUCUGUGAGCUGGUUUGGAGUGCUUGUGAGAGAGAGUUUACUUCUUGAAUCUCCUCAUGCUCAUCUUGGGCUCCCUGGAGUAGCAAAGCUCUGGGUCAGUGGUGAUAAGAAAUGCCAAAAAUCUCUACUCUUUGGACCUGGCCACAGUCCCGGAGGAGAGGACGAGUUAGAGCGAUAGAGAGAGAAGAAGCGGUCGGUUGGAUGCUUUCCAUUUGUGACCGCAGAGGGAAAGAAAAUUCAGUUUGGGAAAGAUACUCUAUGUGCUUAGAGGCAAUUACUGAGAGGAGGAACUCUUAGAGCUCUCACUGUGGCACACUGUUUCUGUUUGCAGACUCAGGCGGGGUUGGCCACGGCAGUGCCUGUCAAAAAAAUAAAUAUAAAUAAAACAUGAAGACAUGUUUGGUGUGUUAAUGUUGUUGUUCUAUUUUUAUACAGGGGUUUAUGGGGUUGACCAUGACAAGCCCGCUGCGGCUUACUGUGCAAUAAUUUCAGAGUGGAAUGCAACUGAGACCUAGAUCUUAUGUGUAUAUAUCGGUAAUGAUUACAAAACAUUUCCAGCUCUUUGCUGAGAUGCCAUUCUGAUGUUAAUGUGAGAUUGUCCUUCACUUCUUUAUGUUAAUGUUUGGCUGUAAUGUUUGGCACAGAUGUGUAAAAGACAGAAAAAUUGCUGGGUUUUAUUUUUUGAGUGCAGCUUGUUGCUUUAUUUCAGAACAACACAUUUUUAAGUCCUGUUUGCUUCAGUGUACUAGUUUUGCCAUUCCUGCUUCAACAGAGAUAUUAUUUUGACAAUAUUUACGUUAGCAAGCACCUGUCAGCGCUUUCUUUCAGUUGCAUGGCUGCUUAAAGAGAAAUGAACACUGAAAUAUUGAUGACCAUUGAAAAACAGGGCUACUUAACAUUUUCAAUGUAACAAAAUAGAGGAUUUUCACUGCCUGCUUUUAUGUUUUUAUGACCCCCAUUUCCCCGUAAAUCCUUGACACAACCUUACUUCUUGCAGAAUUUGGUCUUUUGGACCCCACUUGUUUUCCCCCUUCAUAGCAUUUUUUCUUUGCCUAUAUUUUUCUCCAUGUCAGCCAUUACACAGCAUUGUUUUGCAGCAUUGUUAAAUUUUCCAUCACUUUGCCCCUGCUUUUUAAUACUGCCUCUUCGUAGCUUGUGGUCUUUUUGACCAAUUUCUUUUCCUUAUGACCCCUUUUUCCCAAGCAAUUUUUUUCUUUUUGAGACAAUUUUCCCCAGUUUGCUCCCCUUCAUCCAUGAUACAGUCUUUUUUUUGCAGCACCUUCUUUUUUACUAAAUUUUAACCCCUUUUGCUGGAAUGAGACUUACUUAGACCUCAUUUAUCCCCCAUUUUGUCCCUUUUCAGCCUCAUUUUUUGCAGUAUUUGUUCUUUUUGACCAAACUUUGACUCCUUUUGCAUCAAUUCCUAAUUUUGACCAUAUUUUGCCUCCUUUUAUCGAUUAUACAGCCUUGUUUUUGGAACAAAUGUUAUUGUUCCCUCACUUUGCCUCCACUGUGUACCCAGUCAUUCUCUCUUUUGGACCAAUUUAUCUUUCUGACCCAGUUUUGACAAGUUAUGUUCAUAAAACAACCAUGUCUUGCCAGUAUUUUCUUUUCUAAGGCAAUAUUCUGCCCUUAAUCUACAAUGUCACCAAAUUUUUCUUUUGCAAAACAUUUAUUUUUGACCCCGAUUUCACCCAAUUUUUACCUUUUAACCCAUAACAGAGCCUAACUUUUUGCAGCAUUGCUCUUUUUAACCUGCUUUACCCCCUUUUGCCCCCAUUCAUCAAUGGCACAGCCUCUUUUUUUGCAACAUUACCUCUUUUUGACCUGUACUUCACCCCCAUUUAUCAUGACAUAACCUUGUCUUUGCAGCAGUUUUCUUUCUGAUGCUGUUUUUCCCUUGUUCAUCUAUGACACAGCCUCCCCAGCGUUUUUUUCACCCUUUUUUGCCCUUGUUUCCCCCCUUUUUAUUCAUGACACAGCCUUGUUAUAAUGGACUUUGCUGUGUCUCUAUGUAGCAGCACAUUUGUAUCAAUGCCCUGAAUUUUCAGCUUUGAUUGAAUCCAUCAAAAGGUAGCAGAGUGAAGGUACAGACUUCAAACAUUCAGCUCCUCCCUUGCGUCACAGUGCAGUGUGACACAGGGUGGUACAGUAGAGCAGCGUGACCCCUUGUCUAAUCUUUUGCCAGUCCCUGUCGCUGACGCUAAGCUACAGUUAAGUGAGCUCCUCUGCCUCGCAAAGGCAAGUCACGUGCUGUUCUAGUGCCUCUAUCAAUGCCUUAAUUCAUGUGUCACCACUGGGCCUGCGCAUGCAACAACAUCACGUGCAGACGGAUGCAGAACGAGGUCAAAUUUUAACUCCCAGACAGAAGCAACCUGCUCCUUUUGUUCUCUGUGACAUCCACGUUUCACUUUUCAAAGACUUUCUCUGUUGUUUCUGAUUCAGAGUUUCAGAAGAUUGCAUUCAGAGAUGGUAAAAAGCCUUGAGGUGAAAAAUGUUCAUUAUGUAACUCUGAUCUCGUGGUGGCAUAGGAAGGAGACUCUGAACACCACAGAGAAAUGUAAAAUAACUGCACGAAAUAGCCGUGGAAAGAGAGAAUAUAAAGUGUUUGCUUGCACAUAGUUUCUCCUAAUCCUGUUGCUUCUGACUCACCUUUGAGUCAUAAUAAAAGUAAUACAUAAAGAUGAAUAUGACGUAAAGAUGCAGUGAUUUUGCUGGAGAUUUCACUAAACCCAAUCUAAGUUAUGCAUUUGGGCCAACUCAGUUUCAAAUAUGUUACUAGCUCUAUACAGUCGUAUUUGACUUCCUACAAAUGAAAGUCCUGGUAAUCAGUUAAAAUGCCAUUCAUAAUGAACAUUAUAUGUGUCCAAUCUUUCAAACAUAAAUUAACAGAAAAUUGUGCUGGUCCAAAAGCCUUCAAGAUAUGUAUUGAAGAAGCUUAAUAGAGCUCCCACAUUCACUUGGAUAGAACAUUUGAGUUUUUAAGACAUCCUUAAGACUUAAAUGCAUUCAGCUGUAGUUUUAUUAUGGAGAAAUCACAUGUUCCACCCAAAACAUGUAUAAAGAAACAUGUUGAUGACCAUUUUCUUAAUUUGUGACUUUGGUACAGACUAUUUGUAGUACCAUUAUGUUCUCUCAGACCACUGAAAUGCCAGAAAGAGAAGGGUAUAGUAGACACUUCAUCUCUGAAAGCCAUUCUCACAGACUGUUCAUCUCAGAAAACCAAUGUCUAGCUAUAUAUAAGAAAAGAGGUGCCAGAAUUUGCCAGUACAACAUAUUUCCAGUUCUAGAUGGUUUUUUUUCAAAUUCAACUUUCUUCAUAAGCAAAGUCCGUCAGUUCAAUUCAAGAAAAACCAUACUGCAAACAUUACAGACUAAGAAACAAUUCAUUAAUAAAAGACAAAAACCGUCAGAGGUCCAGUCCAGGAUUCAAGUAUGGAUAGACCAGUUUAGAAGUGAUUUCCCAAACAGUGGCUGUCUUUAGCUUUAUUAGCUUAAGCUCAAGCUAAUGUAGCUAUGUUUGCUAUGUAAUUGACAUUACUACAUAAGCCAGUGUAGCUAAGUUAGCUUUAGCAAUGGGAGCUUUAUCAAAUGUAACUAAAGCUAUUGUAGUUUUAUACACAGCUGCUUUGAGAGCUUAGCUUUAUCUAUGUUUGCUACUCUGUUAUCUAUAGUUAGCUUUAGCAAACAUAGUUUACUUGACCACAUAGAUAAUGUAUAUAUGUACCUUAAGUAGCUGCUUUGUGAGUUUAGUUUUAGCUAUGUUAGCUACAUAGCUCUGUUAUCUAUUGCUAAGUUAGCUUUACUAAACAUAUCUAAAGCUUACAUGGAUGACAUAGAUAUGUACUUUACGCAGCUGCUUUGUGAGCUAAGCUUUAGCUACGUAGCUUACAGAGCUAAUGGAGCUAUGUAAGCCAAUCGUGUCAGGAUGUUUAACGGAGGACAAGUUUCACCUGUAUGCAGACUGUUUAUUCACCUUAACUAAAUGUUUUGUAAUCAGGUUUAGCAGAUCAGGCUUUUUACCUUUGGUACUAUAACCUUUACCUCAACCUUUGCUUGCUUACCCCAACCCUUAACAGAAGUUUAAUCCAGUUUUGUACCAAAAGUUUUAGUGUGUAUUUCCGUUCUGAGAAAUAUGGUAUCUCAGAUGAACGGUCCGUGUGAGUGGCUGUAAGAAAUGUGGAGUCUGCUGUCAGACUGUUUUGAAUUUUUCAUGUUUUUAUUUAUCAGGGUAAAUGUUAGAUUGUACUUUUUAAACCAGGAUAAUCCAGAUCAUUGGUUCUUAACUGGUGGGUAAAGUUAAAAAAGUGAAUCACAAAGCCAUUCUCAGCAUUUUAAAAAAGGAAGUAGAUAUCUAAGAUAUGCUUUUAUUUUGAAGGACACUCCCAUUUCAAGUCCAAAUUUCCACAUCUCUCAUGAAUAUUUUGUUCUGAUUGGAAAAAAAAAAAUUUGGGUUGCAAAUUAUGUUUGAGGAGGUGUGUGAUGGGACGCAAGACCAAUUGAGAGCCACUGAUCUAGAUCCGUCAUCAGUAGCUAUCAGAAUCUUUCACAGGAAUACAAAUAAUGUGAACAAAAACUUAUGCAAUUUUGAAAUCAAAAGUAUUUGUUUUGUGCAGAAUCCCAACAUUUACAUACUGUCUGCCAUGUUCCUCUUCUUUUAAGAUGUGUUUCCACCAAACAGCCUGGUUCAGUUCAUACAUUCUGGUAAACUGUUGUUUUUUUUAUUAUUGCCCCAGCUGAUGUCUGUUAACCUUUGCUCAUAGUGAUAGGAAUCCUGGUGCUUUGCCAGAAAAAUGCACUCACCUUGUGUAACAAAUAUGCCAAUAAAGUUCUGCUCAGACACUUGGAGGUAAAACAAAAUGUCUUCAGCUCAUAUUUAGUAGUUUACUGAUAUUACAAGGAAUAAAUACUGCAACAAAAAAACAGGGGAUGUAAAAUUUGGCAGGUACAGACCAACACGCUGCCAAACAACAUCCAACCAAAAUUUCUUUUGAGGCAUUUUAAGAUUAAAAAAUUGCUAUCAGUUCAUAUUUUGGACUGUUUUGUGUCAUUACUGACUAAUAAGUUUAAAGUUGUGCACUUUUUACCUUAUGAAACAGGCACUCUGUGAUGUGCAUCCAAAUCUUGGCAGGUUUGCGUUUCUUGGCAUGCCACCUGCUCUUUUAGAGAUCUGGAUCAUUUGGCUCAGCUAAGAAAUAAGAAGAAGUCUUUCAACUCUCAUAUGGCUAUUUGUUGUUACUUUCUAGGCCUUUUAUGUCAGUUAAACAAAAACAAAAAAAAAAACCCUCUUAAACUGGAGAUGGAUGCAGGCAUUCUCAUAAAAGAAUCAGUAUUUUCAGUCAAACAAGUACCCCAUCACUAUUUCCCUUAAAGGCAUGUUUAUGACAAAAUGAGGGAGAAAAGCUGCUAAAGAGGCAUGGCUAGUCUUUGUGUUACUCCAGUAUUACUGUUGUUGCAGUAAUAAUAAUGGAUUCUUUGGCCAAUCAGCAGAAUGCAGUGAGUCCAGCUCCACUCUUGAAGGUCAGACAGGCACACUUGGAACCUCAGUGGACAGGUGCCAAAAAAGUAGGACGGUGCGGAUCGGUUAUUUGGUUCCUUUUCAAACUUUUUACAGAAAUAAAUGUUUACCAUACCAAAAUGAACUGAGAAAGUCCGCUUGGUGGAAACUCAGCUUUAGAAUAGUUUUUCUGUUAAGUAAAUUUCCAACAAUUCUUUGGAUUCUCCAUGAAUGCAGAGCCACUGUAGCUCAGAUGUUUCUUAACAUUUGUUAAACCAAAGCACUGUUUUAGUUCUAACCUUUAGACGUAGUUCCUCACCUUUAAACAUGGAAAUCAGUCCUAAAACAUGCAGUACCAUCUCUUCAUCCUGUACUUUUUGUCACUUUCAUGCUAACAUGUUGUAGCUUCCUCAUACAUAUUGGUUCCUGUUUGAAUAGCAUUGAAAGUUUGAUGGUGUCUGUUCAGUUCUCCAUUGUUUGCAUGAUAAUAAAAGCAUAAAAUGAAGCACAGGGCUAACAUCAAUGUCAAUGCACCAAAAAAAGAGAAAAGUUCUUCUAAAUGCACCGUCUGUAAACCCUUCUACCCCAUAGUUAAACCUGUUAGAGCAAGAGGAAGGAGAAUGUGACGAGUUUUCAGAAAACGAUGAAUACAAACGGCUUUAUAACACCAACAUUUACAACAAUAAGCUUUGAAAAUCCCUCAUGUGAAGAUUCAUGCUAUGCAAAUACAACAAAACAGUUCAAAUUGAAUACUCUUUUGGGGAUUUUUUGUGGGUAUUUUGAGCAUGAUAAACAGAUUGAAGAGUCUUUUUGUAAGAAAAAAUGUUUUAAGUGGCAAAGUGUCCUCACUUGUUCUUUAGUUGCUGUCGUCAUUGAUGUCUACUGGUGCUCCACAGUAUAUCUGAAUAUUAUAAAGAGGUAUAUUAUAACCAUUUACCACACGUUUGUAGCUUGUGCGUUUAUAUUUGCAAAAGAGAACGAGAGAGCUAACCAUCUGAGCCAAUGUUCUAUACAGAAACCUUUUUUCGUCCCAUCUGCUGGUGUCUACAACAUCCGCAGCACAUUGCUUUUUGUAUGUAUCUUAACAAUGUAACCGCUGUACUGUACAUUACUCUUUCUGGUUGGAAAAUGAAGCAUGCUGUGUGCUCCUGGCCUGCGAGGGGGAGGGGGGGACUCUCGGUCAUUAUGGUGCUGUCUGUCUUUCCCACACUGCUCUUUCUGUAGAGGUCACAGCCUGACUGACAGCUCCAAGCGGCGUCCGCUCUGUGCUCCAACAGUAUCAGGCUGUCAUAUUUGAUGUGCACUCUUUAGACUUGUUUAAGAGUCUCUGCUCAGAGGCUCUAGUGGAAACGGGCUUCGCUCUACAAGUCUCUGUAUCUUUCUGUGUCUGUAGUCAAAGUCAAGUAUAUACAGUAUAUAAAUAUAUAUCUAUUUUCUUUGUAUGCAUAUAUUCAUUACUAUUUUUGCACUGACCUAAGGACAGAUGGAUUUAUUUUUUCCACAAAGGGUGCUAUAAUAACGGAGGCCUUCUCCCACACCUUUUUGCAUGACUUGCUAAAAAAAACAACAAAUCCUCAACUGGUCUGUCAUCUCUCCUACUACUCCUCAAACUGUUGCAAAUUGAAGCACUGUAAUUUUGUAAUCCCUACUUGUGAGCUUUGAAAUAAACAGGGAGGCUUCAAGUUUA
Messenger RNA from Cheilinus undulatus (humphead wrasse), 8914 nucleotides. It is a transcript of the gene dusp10, whose product is annotated as dual specificity phosphatase 10. Lineage: Eukaryota; Metazoa; Chordata; Actinopteri; Labriformes; Labridae. Gene Ontology annotation, molecular function: MAP kinase tyrosine/serine/threonine phosphatase activity; protein tyrosine/threonine phosphatase activity. The record is from RefSeq and is a predicted model, not a curated record. The transcript is spliced from 4 exons. Bases 250 to 1662 code for a protein of 470 amino acids. Gene Ontology annotation, biological process: negative regulation of JUN kinase activity; protein dephosphorylation. Gene Ontology annotation, cellular component: cytosol; cytoplasm.